Molecule: messenger RNA, 870 nt
Organism: Camelina sativa (false flax)
Lineage: Eukaryota; Viridiplantae; Streptophyta; Magnoliopsida; Brassicales; Brassicaceae
Source: RefSeq, a predicted model, not a curated record
AUGAGGAGCUCGGUUGCGAUUACGGGGAAGAGACUUCUUCAUCGGCAUACCCGGGUGAUUACAGGUUCGGCUCCUGCUGCUCUUUGCGGUUUUUGUUGCUCGGGACGAGCUUUUUCUGGUCAUAGUUAUGAUUACAGAGAGAGAUUGAGCAAAACUCGGCUGAGUGAUUUAAAGUUAGAUGAUGCUGUUGAGUUGUUCAGUGUUAUGGUACAGUCUCGUCCCUUUCCUUCCAUUGUUGAUUUCAGUAAACUGUUGAGUGCUAUUGCUAAGAUGAAGAGGUUUGAUGUUGUCAUCUCUCUUGGUGAGCAGAUGCAGAAUUUGGGAAUUUCACAUAAUCUCUACAGUUACAGCAUUUUGAUUAAUGGACUCUGUAAGACUGGUGAUAUUGAUUUGGCUUUAACUCUGCUCAAGAAGAUGGAGAAUGGGAAAAUAGAGGCUGAUGUUGUAAUCUACAGCACAAUCAUUGAUAGUCUUUGCAAAUACAAACAUUUGGAUGAUGCUCUCAACCUGUUCAACGAAAUGGAGAUCAAAGGAAUUAGAGCCAAUGUUGUUACCUACAACUCCCUCAUAAGUUGCCUUUGUAAUUACGGACGAUGGAGUGAUGCCUCUCAACUACUCAGUGAUAUGAUCAAGAGGAAAAUCAACCCUGAUUUGGUCACUUUCAAUGCAUUGAUCGAUGCAUUUGGGAAGGAGGGAAAGCUUACAGAGGCUGAGAAAUUGUACGAGGAGAUGAUCAAAAGGUCAAUAGAUCCUAAUAUUUUCAUUUACAGUUCAUUAAUCAAUGGAUUUUGUAUGCAUGAUCGUCUAGAGGAGGCUAAGCAGAUGUUUUCUUUGAUGGUUAGCAAAAGCUGUAGAGGUGUAGAGGUUUAA